AUGAGAUCUAAUAAGUUAACAGCUAUUGAUGAAACUGAAUGUUUAUCGCUAUCUCAAUCACCUGAAAAUUCGUUUUUACAACCAAGUCCAACUAAACUAACUAUUACAAAAACAUACUCGAAUAAAGUAAAAUGUAUGUCAAUUGUUAAUGGUUAUAAUUUACAAUUUUUUAAUUUUAAUCGAAAGAAAACUAUAAAAUUUUGGCGAUGUACAAACCGAAGUUGUAAUGUAAUUUUGCAUACAAAUUCUGAUGAUACAUUUUUAAGAUUUUCUGGAACAAUUACUGUUCAUAACGUCAUUUUUCAGCUUAAUAGCUGA
Molecule: messenger RNA, 318 nt
Organism: Rotaria socialis
Lineage: Eukaryota; Metazoa; Rotifera; Eurotatoria; Philodinida; Philodinidae
Source: the annotation of a GenBank genome assembly